Molecule: messenger RNA, 1023 nt
Organism: Chara braunii
Lineage: Eukaryota; Viridiplantae; Streptophyta; Charophyceae; Charales; Characeae
Source: the annotation of a GenBank genome assembly
UGGUUGAGGAACGUCGAGGAAAUGGAGGGGGGAAUGUUGAUGGGGUAUUCUCGACUUGCUGCCAUUAGUGGGAUUACGCUGUUGGUCCUUGUGGUGGCUGCUGGGGCCACGGACUGCGGAAAGCCGUUGGAUCAGUGCGACUUCUAUUUCAAAGGGUAUGACAAGAACGUUCCCUUGCUCAGGCUCAAAAAGAAGGGAGACACCAAGUACUUCUACGCCGGGCGACUCAUGCACAAAGCAGGGGUAACCGACGUAGAGGUAACACUACGGUUUGGUGGCUUUGCGUUCAUCAUGGCAAACAACUACAAUAGCAACAAUGGUCCUUUCAGAGGGAAUUGCUACAACUGUGGCCAGUCUGGCCAUAUCUCGAGGUUCUGUCCCGUAGCUGAUAGGAGGUUCAAUGGUGCUCCGACGAGUUCUGCGAUAGUACCGUUCAAUGCGUCUGUUGCUGCGAACGCAUCGUAUAGUGGUCAGUAUGCAGGAGCAAGCUAUCUUAAACAGCGAGUUGCUACGUUAGAGGACACUGUCUUUAAAAUUAAGACAAAGCAUGAGGCAGAUGAGGCAAAAGAGAAAGCAGACACGAAAGAAGCUGAGAAGAAGAAGCGCGAGCAGGAAGAUGAAGAACGACGUGAGCGAGAACGACGAGAUAGGGAGUCUUUUCACGGAACUAUUACUAAAGAACUGUCCACAAAGUUGGAUGCCGUGGUCGGUGCAAUAGAGAAGAAAGUUGACGAAAGUGAAGUAACUCACCUUAAGGCUGAGAUCGAGCGGCUGAAGUGCGCACAGUCGGCUGCUGGUCCUUCGUCAUGUGUUAUCAAGCCACCUACCGAGAUCGAGCGGGAGCAGGCGGAUUUGACAAUUGGAGUCCGAGCGGCGGAUUUGACAAUUGGAGUCCGAGCGACGUUUUGCGAUUCUUGAAGACGAAAUUGCCAAAGCCAAUCGGCUACGAGACGAAGUUGUGGCCGACGCCGAGGCAUGGAAGAUCGAGGCCCUUCGGCCUGGCAACAAACGAGGGAACCUGGU